CUCUGACGAUGACAGUUUACCACCUGCAACAGCAUGCAGUGAGGAGAUUGACCUGCUGUUCCAUCUGAACUCUGACCACGAAGAUGACCCUGAACAAAAUGGCUCUCACCCUUCUGAAAUAUACACUGACAGUCAUGGCUCCACAGACUUGGGCAUGGAUGACCAACAUGAGAACAUGCAAAGGCAGGAAGAAUUGCCUACCAACUCACCAAGAACUACCACCGAAAACAACCCACUGGCGGAACUUUUUGGUGAUGUGAUCACUGAGCGUGUUGUUGUGUCCCGUGGUGAUGUCCUGCUGAUGGUACUCAACUAUGCCUGCAGAAACAGCCUCACGUUCACUGCCUUAUCAAAUCUUAUUAAACUGAUCAACAGGCUAUUUCGGAACCCCAUACUACCAGAGUCUCGUUAUCACAUCAGUGAAAUGAUCCGCAGUAAGGCUGGUGGAGGUGUCAAAUUUCAUUUUUACUGCACUUCCUGCUACCACUAUAUGGGUGAACUUCCUGACAACACUUCAUCGUUUGAGUGCUCACUGUGUAAGGAAACAUGUAAACUGUCAAGUGUCGCUGAAGCACCUUUCUUUGUGACUUUUGACCUUCGUCAUCAACUUCAACGAGUUCUAGAGGAUGGCGAUUUCACAGACUUGACACUCAGUGAUCCAUCAAGUGAGAGGGUAAAUGACAUUCAAGAUGGGACUAUGUACAAAGAAUUUGUUGCAGCGACCGCUGAAGCAGGACAAUGAGUCAGCUUUACCCUCAACAUUGAUGGUGCACCUGUUUUUAAGUCAUCAGCAACUGC
This is a messenger RNA of Ornithodoros turicata, 798 nucleotides long. RefSeq lists its product as uncharacterized. The record is from RefSeq and is a predicted model, not a curated record. NCBI's taxonomy places the organism in Eukaryota, Metazoa, Arthropoda, Arachnida, Ixodida, Argasidae. The transcript has 3 exons. The coding region runs from base 155 to 742 and encodes 195 amino acids.